Molecule: messenger RNA, 5592 nt
Organism: Cyclocybe aegerita
Lineage: Eukaryota; Fungi; Basidiomycota; Agaricomycetes; Agaricales; Hemipholiotaceae
Source: the annotation of a GenBank genome assembly
AUGUCGGACUCGACAUCCCAUGUCAAGAAACUGCUUGCCACCUUUCGCGACAAUCCUCCAGACACGUCGGGAGUGUCAGAUGGCCAACUACAGGAGAUAUACCUGUACCUUAUGAACAGACCCGCGAACUCCUCUGGCGAAGUUCACUGGCUCUGUGGCCAGGCCGGCGACCUCACAAACAGUGCAGCGACCUUCCUCCUUCGUUUGUUCGCGUAUUCAAGCGACUCGGUCGAAAAAUGGAAAGCCAAAUUGCACAAGAUUGUAUCGAGUUGCUCUUCAUGUGUUGAAGGGCUUGAAAAGGCGAAGUUCGAGUCUCGAGACACUUUCCUGGCCGCGUUUCCCGACGAUAUAUUGCAGCAAUUCUUUCUUACCUUUGAGAAUUGGGAACUUCAAGAAGUCCUGAAGGACAUAGAACGCUCCCCGACAUCAGUGUCAAUAGCUACGGUCUAUCGCAUUAUGUGCAAUUCGGCCAUGUUUUUGAACUCUCGUUUAAUCCAAUGUCUCCAAGCAAGCCGACCCCCAGAAUUUUCUAUAAUCUGGCCCAAUGGUUUCUAUCCUCCUGGGCUGUUGGUCUUUUUGGUCAGUGACGACGAGGGCAUACGAAGAUGGGCCACCGUCCUUGCAUCAAAGAGCCAGUUGAUUCCAGCAAGCAGUUUCUCGAGAUCCUCAUACCUCAAAGCAAUAGAUGCUAUUUCUUUGGCUUUACAGACCGGGAAUUCGUCCUCGUCGAACAGCCUUUCUCCUCUUCCACUUGCACAAGGACCAGACCUAUGGUCCGGUGUUGGUGCUGCCCUGCGACUUAUCCCUCCGGAAUGGUUGAAAUCAAACGUAGGGCAAUCACUUCAAAUACGCGGGGCAAUUUUUAGCCACCUCCACGACAGCAGUUCGUGCUUCAAGGAGGUGUUUAAAUGCUUCAUCCUUCUAAUGAAACGUCUUGGGAACGAUCUUUGGAGUGGAGAUGGUCCAGAGGCCUCCUUAACGGUCUUUGAGUCUAUCAAAGACAAUCAGUCGUUCAUUGAUAGUUUGGAAAGCAGCGCAAACCCUCAAGGGGGAACAACAUACGUAUCUUGGUUUCAAGAAUUUAUUUUAACUAUCCGCGAUUAUAGCAACUUGUAUCAUAAGCAACUCCGUCAAGUUCGUCCUGAACUGACGAAGGUUGCGAUGAACAUCCUUUCCACCGCCUACGACAGAUCACGAUCCAAAGAUCAAUCCCAGCUGAAGCUCGUCCUGAACGUCCUUGAUGCCCAUGCAGAGUCCGUUGUGAUCGCUGCCUUCGGACAAGAUUGCAGCGCCGAAACAUGGAAUAGCGCUAGAGAAACCGCUCGGAAACUGGUCCGACGGCUUCUCACAGACGAUAUUCGAAGUAUCACAGACGCAAUCUUCUCGGUGUGCCACGCUCAUGGGCAAAGCAAGCAAAAGAUGGCCGUCAAUGAUUUGCCCUCGCCGUCUAUUCGAACUCCACUUUGGAAGAUGGUGUACUCGUCGAUAGGACGAGACACCAGCGCUAUUGCCGACAUCGUGUCCAUACUUUCGAAAGCGGCCCACCUUGAUUCUCUCAAACCUUCCAUUUUCGAAUCGUCCAAUUCCUCGGUCAUAGACAACCAAGUAUCUCUAGUGAACAGUGCCCUGCGGGCCUUCCAAGUGGGGUUACUAGCCUCGAUAUCAAAUUUUGCGGAAUACGGGCGGUCUACCGAUGGGAUGGAAGUCCUGCGAAGUCCUGGUGUUGGAAAAGCAGUUACCCUCCUUCUCCUAUCUCCCAUUCCCGAUUUUCGCAUGGCCGGGUCCUCUAUUGUCGGCCUUGCGUUGGAGGUCGAUGGGAGAAUGGAGUGCUUUCGCGCCAUACUUGAAAAUCUUCCAGAUGAAGCACUCGAUGGAAUGUCCGAAUACCUCGCCAUCUUUUGUCGAUAUGCAACCCGGCUUCCUGAAGCAUGCAGUCUAUCAACGACUUUGGUACGGAGCUUUGCGGAUAUCAUCGACGUCCUUUGCGCCAGCCCAGAAGGACUGUUGCACAACAGGAAUUUCCUUCGCCCUCAGGAUGAGAAGGGGCCAGCAGCGCGUUUGCCUAAAUUCUGGAGGCAAUUAACAGAGGCUUUGUCGGCAAUAUAUCGUCGGACUCCUAUGUGGGCGGCGCACAUCGACACCCCAGAUAUGGUUAUCUGGAUGAGAGACGCGCUGAUCUUGGCUCGGGAUGUUCUUACACAGUGGAGGAUCAUAGAGACCGCUGCCAACGCCUACAUCAAAGCCCCAGCAGUCUCAACAACGAAAAGGAUAUCACCUAUUGGCGAACAGAUGAUCGGCAACCUUCAAGAGCUUCUGCCAGAACUUGCUCGGUGGCUUCGGCUUACCGACGAGGAAUUGCUGCAUCAGUCCUUUUCUCUCAUUCAAAGUGUGCUCGACACCAUGAAGACCAUACAUGUCCGACCGUCAGACGCCGCCUUAACGAAGCUGAAUAAAUUCGUAGAAAGCACUGAGAGCGGCCAGCCGACAAGCUCAGCAAGGAGUCGCCUCGACACUGGCCGCCUUGUCCAGCUCUCAGAAGCUCUUGCCUAUUUCAACGAAGGGGAUGACUCAGACGACGAAAUAACUGUCAUUUCUCACAAAAUCGCCCCAUCCAAAGCUCCAACCAAGGUGGCAUCAGAAUCAAAAACCGAGAGCCGUCCCUAUAUUCAGGGGAAGGCUACGCACACCAAGCCGUCGACAUAUGCGCGCCCUUCCAUACAGUCUCAUAUUCCUCCAAUUGCUCCAUCAAGGACUACUGGCAGUAAGUUUUUCACAGACCAGGACCAAAAGAAGCUGGAUGCCCCGGCACCCAUCCCAUCGUUCAGGAAAACAGGUCCCAUUCAAGGCCCAUCUUCCAAGUACACCCACUCUUCUUCAACCAGACAGGCCCCGAGAGGACCGAAGAACGAAGCACUCAACGGACCCGCAGCCUCGGAAGACUCUUCUUCGAGUGACUCGUCAGACUCCGACGAUGCUGGUGAUGCCUCUUCAGCGCUGGCAGCUUUGGGACUUUUCCCCAAGUCUCCUCACAAAUCAAUCUCGAGAGCGAAGCCUACCGAGCGCCGGAGUAUCAAGAUACUUGAUAUACCCUCGCACAGAAAUCCUCUCGAGGCCCGCUUCAAACGGAGACAAGGUGCACCACAACGUCUGUUGCGACCCGAUAUCUCUGAUCUGCACAGAGUCAUUCUUUCCUGGGAUUACAAUCACGCUGACUCUGCGCCUCCCGGAGAGCCACUGUCCCUCCUUGCAGUGCCGGAUCGAUUCAACGAUGCAGGGCAUUACUUGAAAGUUUUCAAGCCUCUUUUACUUUCUGAGUGCUGGGCGCAGCUUUUACAGUCGAAGGAAGAGGUAAAAGAAUUCUAUCAAUGCCAAGUAGCAGAGCGUCAAUUUGUCAGCGACUGGCUUGACAUCGGUUUUGUCUUCGCAGACAGCGUGAAAAAGACUUUAUUUCUAUUAGAAACCGACAUUGUCCUCUUGCAGCAGCCUAGCCGACAGAAAAAUGUCCUUGGGAAAGUAAACUCCUACAGGGCUGCUAAAGACAAAAUUCAGACUAACGUUCGGUUUUACUGCCAAUCCGGCCCCGGCGAUCCUGGCCUUCAAAUGGGGACUUCUUGGCAAAUUGCUAAGGUUUUCAGUUUGAGCACGCUCCAUCGCGAGUACGCGGCUCUUAUAUCACUUCCCCAUAGCUCCCAAUUGGAUUUCAUUUUGAAGCCUUCGUUACCCAGAGUCCCUGAUCCCGACGCUCGAUAUGUUCGUGAAACCAUGACCACCUUGAAAGUCAACGAGCCCCAGGCUAUCGCAAUAUUGAAGGCCACGAUCAACGAAGGUUUUACGCUGAUUCAAGGCCCUCCCGGUACCGGGAAGACUUCUACCAUCUGCGCGCUCAUAUCCUCUUUAUUAUCCAAACGGCCCAAAGCUGCUGUUCCAAUUGUCGUUGGCAAUCCAACCUCCGUCACAUCGCCGUCUAAAGCACGAAUAUUGCUCUGCGCACCAAGCAACGCCGCUAUUGACGAACUCGCGGAAAGAAUUAAGACUGGGCUCCCUGGCUUUGACCCGCGAACCAAGCCAGUAAACGUAGUCCGAGUUGGAAACGAACAAUCCAUGAGCAAGAGCAUCCUCGACAUCUCCCUCGACAGUCUUGUGGAUCGAAAACUCAACCAAGUGUCGGACGGGAAAGCUAAACCUCUCCGAGACAUCGCGAAUGAAAUUCAGAACACCAUCAAUGAGAUUACGGUUGCAAGACAACUACGGGAGUCGAAGCUGGAAGAGCUGAAAGCUGCCCAGAAUGACGUCCUCCGAAGCAUGACUUUGGAGAAUGACAUCAAAGAGCUUACCUCGCGUAGAGCAGCGUUGGGAACGAAGUUAGAUGGCCUGAGGGACAAGAGGAUAGAGGAUUCGCGGGCUCUCGACACGUUACGAAGAAACACGCGUCACGAAAUUCUUAACGGAGCUGAUGUCAUCUGCACUACUCUGGCUGGCGCGGGGCAUGAUCAACUAGAAAGCCUACAAUUCGAUAUCGUCGUCAUCGACGAGGCCGCUCAAGCUAUUGAAAUCAGCUCUCUGAUACCCCUCAAGUUCGGAUGCUCCAAUUAUGUGAUGGUGGGUGACCCCCAACAAUUGCCGCCUACUGUGAUAUCCCAGGAGUAUCGCAUGCAUCCUGAGAUCAGCCGCCUUCCCAGUCGCAUCUUUUAUGACGGGCGCCUCAUCGAUGGCCCAAAUAUGGCUACCAAAACCGUACGGCCAUGGCACAGGCAUCGAAAGUUUGGCAUAUACAAAUUUCUGAACAUCUCAGGCGUUGAACAAUCCAGAGGGCAUUCUAUUUCCAAUCCUGCGGAAUGUGAAAUCGCUGUGAAAUUAUAUGCGCGUCUCAUGGAGGGGUAUUCGUCCGUGAAUUUUCGUGUCGGUGUCGUAUCCAUGUACAAGGCCCAGGUCGUGGAGCUACAGACCCGAUUCAUGACAGCCUUUGGCAAGGAUAUUAUUACCAAGGUUGAUUUUAACACUGUCGACGGCUUUCAAGGACAAGAGAAGGACGUUAUCAUUCUAUCUUGUGUCAGAUCAGGUCCAGGUUUGACCUCCAUUGGCUUCUUAUCUGAUGCUCGUAGAAUGAACGUGGCCUUAACAAGAGCAAGGUCUUCUCUCUUCAUUCUUGGCAACGCUCCUACGUUGGAGAGAAGCGAUGAAAAUUGGAAACAAAUUGUUCAUGAUGCGCGAUCAAGGUCCUUGUUUCUAAAUAUCGAUGCAGAAUAUUACUCUAAGGCAGCAUUCUCGAAAGACGAUUUCAUUCCGACAGUUUCCGCGACCCCGUCCGCAACAUCUAAUGCAGCAUCAUUACCUUCGGACAUUGACACUCCUAUGCCUUUGGUUGAGGCACCAGAUCAGGCCCCAAGACUGAGUAAGCUUAGCGAAAGCGAACCCAAGAAAAACGGGGCAGAGAAAAUGGCUACCGGUGCUUCCUCCUCCACCGGGAUUAAGCGGCCAGCGGAAGUUGAGGGAUCGGGACCAGCUAUGAUACCAGGUACCCGUCCGAAGUCCAACCAGCCUCGUAAACGACCUAAAACCAUGUCAAUGUUUCUACCUAGCAAAAAACCUUAG